UUUAAAGCAGUAUGAAUGUUGCCUAGGGUGUGUCUAAUAGGGUAAUAUUGUCUGAUAAAGAUUUAUCAGAGCAGGCAGUGAAUGUUGGACAGAGGUGAGCUCCAUGACACGAGUAUGUGUCAAAACAGGAAAUCGGCGCACUUCAAAACACACAGGUGACACUGAAAGGAAAUUUUGUCCGUUUUAAAACAUAAGCAGUUGAAAGUUAAAUCAUAUCACAUCAUUUGAAGAUGCAAAAGAUACAUUAUUAAAAAUGUUUUAUUCAAAGUUGAGAGUAUUGGUGUAUGUUUUUCAGGAAAAUAUUUCUACUUAAAAAUGUAAUGCUUAAUUCAAUGUUAGUUGUUUCUUUGUAAUUAUUUGUGAAAGUUACUAGCAAUUUCUGUCUGAAACAUUGUUUCAAAGGAAGUUUCUUUUCAGUGUAUAUCUUCAGGUUUCAACAGAUUAUUUUAAAUGUCUUCUAAGCUUGAUUAUGUCUUUGAAGUGACUGCUACUAAGAACAGAAACGGGUGAAGGGUUCAAAUCAUUACAUCAACAUAUUUUUUUUAAACUAUUCAUAUCUUAUGAACACAAUUCUAACUAAAACACUUAAUCCAGUGAUUGUUAUAUAAAUUCAAAUAGCACAGUGUUCACGUGUGUGUGUGUGUGUGUGUGUGUAAUUUGCAAGGUAACCAUGACAUUGAAUUUGGGUUGAAGCUACAGGACAUAACACUUCCCCCAGUGGGAGGUGCAUGACACAGCUAUUGACGGAGAGGUGGAGCUCUAUGAGGUCAAAAAAAAUAAAAAUUCAGCAAAAAGGGUGACUACGUAGUAGAAGAAGAAGCAUAGCAGACAAAUAGAAAAGAGAGGAGCACAUGAAUGAAAAAGACAUGAGUACAGAAGGAAAUCAGAGUACAGGAGGAGGAGGAGUGGUGGACACAAAACCUGGCCAGUCUGGGUGGAAGCAAUUCCAGUGCCCCAUAGCUGAUCCACACUUUCCUAGGGAAGAUAUAAAGAAGAUAUGGAAGGAGUGUCAGUACGAGAGCUUCUGGUAUCGAGCUCUUCCACUCUCUGCCGGCAGCAUGGCUGUGACUGGUGGCCUCAUUUACAGCGGCGUCUGGAAAAAGUCCAAGCGAUUUGGGUAUUUCCCUAAACUGCUUUUGGCGGGAAUUGUGGGUUACGCAAUAGGCAAAGCUUCCUAUGUCGGGACCUGCAGAGAGAAGUUCAACAAUAAACUGGGACCAGAGUUCGCCAGAGGGUUUAGUCCUCCUGGAUUUAGAGCUGGUGGCUCUAAACCUGGACAUAAACACUGCAUCCAUGUGUGUGAAAAGUGCAAGCAAGAAGAAGCACAAAGCACAGCAACAGCAUCUGAUGCACCCACUCAGAGCUGAGAGUCUUUGGAAUUCGCAGGACAACGCUCAUUACCCCAUGUCAUUUUUUUUUAAUAAAAAAUAAAUAAAUUAUAACAGAAAUAUUUAGUCCUUUUGAAAAUAAUGGAAAACAAAGCAGCUAAAAUCAUCUUGAAUGGAGCUUAAGCCUUACUAACCAGCAGGGGGCAC
This is a messenger RNA of Carassius carassius (crucian carp), 1535 nucleotides long. RefSeq names its product OCIA domain-containing protein 2-like. The record is from RefSeq and is a predicted model, not a curated record. Bases 852 to 1367 code for a protein of 171 amino acids. Lineage: Eukaryota; Metazoa; Chordata; Actinopteri; Cypriniformes; Cyprinidae. The transcript is spliced from 7 exons. Gene Ontology annotation, cellular component: mitochondrial inner membrane.